UUUGCUUCUUCACCUCCAUCGAGUUCUCUUUUGUUCGUCCUAAUGAGUGAAUCUAACGCCGUCAUUGGUAUUAACUUUGGUACCUGCUACACUUCCAUUGGUUACGUGACAAAGGAAGGUCGUGCUGACUGUCUUGCCAACGAGGAAGGUGAUCGUCAAAUCGCUUCUGUUCUCGCCUUCCACGGUGAAGAAGAGGUCGUCGGUUCUCAAGCCAAGUCUGACAUUGCCCGUCAUCCUCAAACCACCGUUGCCAACUUCCGUGCAGCUCUCGGCAAGACUUAUGCUGAAUCCGAGAACCUUGCUGGAUCCGCCGCUCCUAUUGUCGAGAAGGAGGGAAUGCCCGCUUACCAGAUCUCGCUUCCUGAGGACAAGAAGAUUGUCUUGAGCGCUCAAGAAAUCUCGGCCAAAUUUUUGAGACACAUUCGCGAAUCAGCCGAAGCUUUCCUUGGUACCUCCAUUGGUGGUGCUGUGAUGGCUGUGCCUUCCUAUUUCACCGAGAAGCAGCGUGAAGAAUUGGUUAGUGCUGCUGAAGCCGCUGGUAUCAAGGUGAUCCAGCUUAUCCAGGAAUCGGCUGCUGCUGUUCUUGCUUACGGCAUUGGUCAAAAGACCAUCAAGAACCCUGAAGAUAAGACCGUGGUCGUGUGUGAUUUGGGUGGUCACUCUUUCGAUGUUACUGUAUUGACUGUUCGUUCCGGCAUCUACUCGAUCUUGGCCACGGCUCACGAUACCAAGCUUGGUGGUUCUUCCUUUGACGAUCUCUUGAUCAACCACUUCACUGCCGAAUUCAAGAAGAAGUCCAAGGUCGAUAUUACCGAAAACAAGAAGGCCAGUGCCAAGUUGAGAAACGCCGUUGAAGUCACCAAGAAGAUGUUGUCCAGCGCUAGCUCGGCUCCCUGUUUCGUUGAAUCUUUGGCUGAGGGUCUCGACUUCCACAGCACCAUUAACCGUAUGCGUUUCGAAAUCAUGUCCAACAAAGUCUUUGGUAAGCUCCAGGAAACCAUCCGCGAAGUGUUGGCCAAGGCUGAUUUGGAUCCCUCCGAGGUCGAUGAGGUUGUCCUUGCUGGUGGUUCCGCUCGUAUUCCUAAGUUUGCUGUGAAGUUGAGAGAAACCUUCACCUCUGAACACACCAACGUCCGUUCUGAACUCGAGAGCGAUGAAAUUGUGGCUCGUGGUUGUGCUAUCCAAGGUUCCUUGGUGGCUGGUUUCGACAAGGAAGAUAUUGAUGCUUCCAUCCAUCCCGUUGUUACCUUGGCUCCUCACACUUCCAAGGAUAUUGGCUUGGUGAAUGCCAAUGGUGAAUUUGUCACUCUCAUUCCCCGUGGCACUGCUUUGCCCGCUCGCCGUACCUUCGAGUUCAGCAAUGCUGCUGAUAACCAGACCCACGCUUACCUUAACUUGCACGAAGGUGAUCACGUCAUUGAAAAGACCGAGAUUAAGCCUGAACCUAUUGAGGUCGAAGAAGGUGAAGAACCCAUCGAGGAGGAACCCGAGAUCGUCACCAAGGUUAUCGUUAAGCCCGCUGCUCAGUUGGUCGAAGCUGCCCUCCCUCUUGAUAAGAGCCAAAAGGCCAAGGCAAGCAAGAUCGAAGUUCAAAUCACCAUCGAUGCCAGCAAGAAGUUGAGCUUAGUCAUGCGCGAAAAGAACGGUUCCAACGUCGUUAAGGCUGAAGUGGCAGGAAAGCAAUAAGCACUGCAAGGUCACACCCAAUCCAACGCGUCAUCCACUUUUUCUUUUUGUAAAGGAUCCAAAAACCCUCGCCUUGCUUUCGAAUUUCCCCGCAUUUUCCUUUUUCAUGUAAAAAUAGAAAUCAUUUUUUAUUUGCUUUAAAUGAAUAACCGGCUUCCUCUGAUGGUCGUCCUAUUGAUCAUUUGUCUUUAAAAAAUUCGCACAUCACACAAACUAGUCUUUUUUUUCUUGUCAUGAGCAUCGUCUUCACAAUUCCUCAUUUAUAUACAAUGG
Messenger RNA from Radiomyces spectabilis, 1959 nucleotides. Its product is annotated as heat shock protein 70 family. The coding region runs from base 43 to 1686 and encodes 547 amino acids. The transcript is spliced from 5 exons. NCBI's taxonomy places the organism in Eukaryota, Fungi, Mucoromycota, Mucoromycetes, Mucorales, Radiomycetaceae. Gene Ontology annotation, biological process: protein folding. The record is from RefSeq and is a predicted model, not a curated record. Gene Ontology annotation, cellular component: nucleus; cytosol. Gene Ontology annotation, molecular function: ATP-dependent protein folding chaperone; ATP binding.